UGUUCCUGUGUGCACUAUACAUACCUCCUGAUCGUGUUCGCGAUGAUACACUGAUCGAAGCUCACACACAAUCAGUCUUGUCAGUGAUAGAAAUGACUAAUGCUUCGGACGAAAUCAUCAUUAUCGGUGAUUUCAAUCUGCCAGGAAUUUCGUGGAGUUCCUCCUGCAACGGGUUCCUUCACAUAGAUAUGGAACGAUCUUCAUUACACAGUCACGCCUCCAAACUCCUCGAUUACUACAGCACAGCCACGUUACGUCAAAUCAAUCACGUUACCAACGAAAAUAAUCGCAGCUUGGAUCUGUGUUUUGUUAGCGCUCAGGACGCUGCUCCGCUAAUUUUGCAUGCUCCAUCACCGUUAGUUAAAGUAGUUAACCAUCAUCCUUCGUUGAUACUCAAGCUGAACAACACGCGAGCCAAUGUUGUUGCAUCGAUCGAGCCCAUAAUCUACAAUUUCCAUAACGCCGAUCAUCAUAGCAUUGCUGAAUUCUUUGCUACAUUGGACUGGGUUGACAUUCUUGGCGGUUGUGAUGCAGAGAAUGCGGCAUUGACUUUAUCGCAUAUUAUUGGACACGUGAUUGAAAGACAUGUUCCUAAGAAAAUCGUCGCUCCUUAUAGUUGUCCUUGGCAGACCCGUCAGCUUCGUAGAAUGAAAACUGCUAAAAGAGCUGCUCUCAAGCGCUAUUCCAAACACGGUCCGGAUGGCAUUCCGUCUGCGUUCUUGAAAAGGCACAUCGAACUUCUGCUCGCUCCCUUUCAAUUGAUUUUCAACAAAUCGCUAUCCAGUGGACUUUUUCCGUCCGUGUGGAAAACCGCUACAAUGUUUCCCGUGUACAAGAAGGGUGAUCGAAAAGAUGUCAACAAUUAUCGCGGCAUCUCAUCCUUGUGCGCUGCAUCCAAAUUAUUCGAGCUAGUUAUAACAGAACCACUCAUAUCUCACUGUAAGCAACAUCUGAGUGCCGAUCAACAUGGGUUCAUCUCAGGCAGAUCUACGACCACUAAUCUUUUGUGCCUAACUUCGAGCAUUACCGACAGCUUUGUGCAGAAAGCACAAACGGACGUUGUAUAUACGGACCUAUCUGCAGCUUUCGAUAAAAUUAACCACGCUAUCACGGUUGCAAAAUUGGAAAGAUUUGGCAUUGUUGGUUAUCUUUGCGCUGGUUCCAUUCAUAUCUCACCGGACGGAGACUGUCUGUUACGGUAG
Messenger RNA from Armigeres subalbatus, 1202 nucleotides. RefSeq lists its product as uncharacterized. Bases 93 to 1202 code for a protein of 369 amino acids. Lineage: Eukaryota; Metazoa; Arthropoda; Insecta; Diptera; Culicidae. The transcript has 2 exons. The record is from RefSeq and is a predicted model, not a curated record.